UUCUCCUCUGGUUCGAUUCUUCUUCUCUUCUCCUUUUCUUCUCUUCUUCUCUUCUCUAGUUCACUUAUCUGCCUCUGUUCUACUCUAUUUUUUUUUUUGUUUUUUUUGGCUUCGUUCUUGUCUUCUGCCUUGACUGUUCUGCUUCUCUUCUUCUCUUCUCUCUCAAAAACGUCUCAAUGAUUUGGUGUUUGUGAAGUAUAAUAGAGCAUUGAAGCGUCGAUACAUGAAACGUGCCAAUAUUGAUCCCAUCUCUUUGAAAGAUAUUGAUGAGAGCAAUGAAUGGUUGAUUGGGAGGAUGGAGAAUGAGCUUGUGUUUGAUGAUGAUUCUUUGGGGUGGGAUGAUGUUGCUGUAGCUACUGGAGUUGAGGAGAGUAACCAAAGAACUAGAUCAAGCACAACUAGGACAACACACCAACAACUUGUAGAUGAAGAAGAUGAAUGGGACGAUGAAGAUGAAGAUGAAGAUGAGGCUGAAGAGGAGGAUGUGGAUGGAUACAAAUCCAAUGAUGAUGAUGAUGGAGGAGAUGAAGUUCUUCAUGCCGAUGAUGAUGUCUAUUAAGUUUUGAGUACAAUUAUGCAACUAUAGGACUUAUAUAUUUUAAUUUCCUUUUUGAACCACAAGUUAGAAGCUUAGUUGCAUUGAAUUAUAUGGAUGAUGAUUUUAGUACAUAAGGUUUUUGGUGGAUGUGAAUGUCAUACUUUAUGCCUUUUGUUGGAUAUUAUACUUUUUAAUAUACUACAUAUAUUUGUUAUGUUAAAAAUUUUGCCUAUUUUAUAAUUUUGCAUUGCUUUUAUUAUGUGCGCCUCGCUUUGGUGAGGCGCGCGCCUCGCCUCGCGCUUAGGCUACAGGAGACCUCAUCGCCUCGGUGCGCCUGGAGCCUUUUAAAACACUGUAAUGCAUAGUCAUACACAGAACUACCCUUUAUAGGCCUUGUUAUUUUUUUUGUUCAAAUCGCUUUUUAAAAAUAUCAAAAUCAUUUGCUGAUAUAGUUAUACAAUUCAUACAAAUAGACAGGACAGCAGAGAAACAUCAAAAUUGCUGAUCUGUAAGGGCACCAAAA
Camellia sinensis is the source of this 1061-nucleotide messenger RNA. The record is from RefSeq and is a predicted model, not a curated record. Lineage: Eukaryota; Viridiplantae; Streptophyta; Magnoliopsida; Ericales; Theaceae.